Leucoraja erinaceus (little skate) is the source of this 2561-nucleotide messenger RNA. RefSeq names its product calcium channel, voltage-dependent, gamma subunit 4b (gene cacng4b). Gene Ontology annotation, biological process: transmission of nerve impulse; regulation of AMPA receptor activity; neurotransmitter receptor transport, postsynaptic endosome to lysosome. Lineage: Eukaryota; Metazoa; Chordata; Chondrichthyes; Rajiformes; Rajidae. The coding region runs from base 581 to 1567 and encodes 328 amino acids. The transcript has 4 exons. Gene Ontology annotation, cellular component: postsynaptic density membrane; voltage-gated calcium channel complex; AMPA glutamate receptor complex. Gene Ontology annotation, molecular function: voltage-gated calcium channel activity; channel regulator activity. The record is from RefSeq and is a predicted model, not a curated record.
AUGUCAGGCACAUGUAGACAUCUCCCGAAUACCCACGACUCUGGCUCAGAAGCCGGACAGCCAGUCUCUUGGAUGUGUCGCUCCGUCAGGCGUUGAACAUUUUUGGAUGAGAUUCGCAGUUAGGGCACAAAGGCGGAACCGGGUCACGUACUAGGAUUCGGUGACGAGUGGAUCAGGAGGGAAGUGGCUAAAUCUUGCUCUCUUCAAUUUUCAUUCAAACCAUUUCUCUCUUCGUCCGCCCAUCCUUGUCUCGAUUCUCCCAGUUCCCGGGCAGCCGGGCGAGCAAAAAAACCCAAAACGAGGUAGACCAACAAGAGGUUGUACUUCAUUCAUCCUGAACAAAGCUUCAUCGGCGGAUUGGAGUGCGAAGUUGCCCGUCUCAAUCGAGCUCGGUGGUUUCAUCUCUCGGGGGUGGAAGUGUAGCCCCGCUGGAGGGAGGAGGCGCAGGAGCCAGGCAGAUGGAAGUUGUGGAAAAGCAGCAUGUUCCCCGGGAACGCUCGCUCCUGUCGUCGUAGGCUGCGCUGCCCCCGGGCGCAGCCGUCUCCUCUCUCUCCCCAAGCUGGCCGGGCUAUGAUGCACCAUGGGCUGGUGCGACCCCGGAGUACAGAUGCUCUUCACCAUGAUGGGCGCCUUCGCAGCCUUCAGCCUGAUGAGCAUCGCCAUCGGCACCGACUACUGGCUCCACUCGCGGGCUUAUUUCUGCAACAGCACGAACAGCACGAGCGAGGAGAACCAAGUGAAAAAGGAGAAAGGAGCCAUGAUCCAUUCGGGUCUCUGGAGAGUCUGUUGUAUGGAAGGUUUUCAAAAAGGAAACUGCUUCAGAAUCAAUUACUUCCCUGACGAUGAUGAUUAUGACCAAGAGGGUUCGGAAUACCUUUUACGGAUUGUCCGUGCUUCCAGCUUAUUCCCAAUCCUGAGUGCCAUACUACUGCUCUUGGCAGGACUGUGUGUUGGAGUUGGAAAAUUGUACAGCAGUAAAACGAACAUUAUCCUUAGUGCUGGCAUCUUAUUUGUAGCAGCAGGACUGAGUAACAUUAUCGGGAUCAUUGUGUACAUAUCGAGCAACACCGGCGACCCCUGGGAUAAGAACGACGAUGACAAGAAGAACCUGUAUUCCUACGGGUGGUCUUUCUAUUUCGGGGCUUUGUCCUUCAUCGUGGCGGAAAUGUCGGGUGUCUUAGCCGUGAGCAUCUACAUCGACAAGAACAAGGUGGCCAGGAGCAGGUCGCACCGGGAGUAUCUGAAGACUUCCUCCUCGCCCUACGCCAGGAUGUCGAACUACAGGUACAGGCAGAGGAGGCGAUCCAGGUCCGGCUCCCGAUCCGAGGAGCCCUCCCCGGCCCGGGAAAUCUGCGCCGCUGGCAACAUGAAGAUGGUGAGCACCGUGGUGCCGCUGAGCGAGAUCUCCAUGUACACACUUUCCAGGGAAGCCGGCAAAGCGCCGGCUGGAGCCGCCUAUCUCCCGGAGCACGAGGAGAGUUUCCUGCAAGUGCACAACUGCUUCCAGAAAGAGGUGAAGGAGGGCUUCGGCAUGAACACGAUGAACAGGCGAACAACGCCAGUCUGAGGCCGUCAACAUUACACCUUGCUCCCUCAUCGCUCCUACUCAUUUCAUGUCCCCUACACCUUUGGAAGGACCAAGAGUAGGGUACCUCACCUGUCUGGCUUCUCUCUACUGGCGGGUCUUGGAUUGCCAGCAUACAUUGGACAAGGCUGAUAUUUCAAGCAUCAAGAUUAAAUGAACUGUGUGAAUCAAGUCACGGGUUUCUGAUAAAAUAUCCCACUUGGAGAACAUCGCGAAACCGAGACGCGCCCGUGUAGUUGGUGAUAAUCUCAACUGUUAACCUGGAAUUAACUUUUUUUUUUAGCAUUAAUAUUCAGUUUUGCAUCUCACACAACUGGAAUACCAAUAUCAACGACUGUUCAACUGUUAUCUGUUCAAAUUCUCGGCUUUAAUCUUUAAAUGUUGCAGCGAUGGGGAGGUUCGUCUAAACCACUGCUCCCGGUUAAUCUUCGUUUUCAUCAUUACCCUGUCAGCCCGGGAUCUGGGCAUGGAGUGGGCCAAUGUUGAUAUCUGUCACGGCUGGCCGAAGGGUUCCUUACCCCGCCAAUAACACACACCCCUCUCCAACAUUUUCUUAACUCCACCCCUCCUCAAUUACGGAAAUUAACCUGGACAUGUGUGUGUGUAACGGAACUGACGAAUAUAUUUGUACAAUUCUGAAAAUUAAGUUAAAUGGCAUAAUUUAAUGACUUGGGAAUGGUCAAAGCUCAGCUCCAGCAGUCUUCGGUCAGCGCUCAUAUUGAUUGGUAUAUUGGACUAAACCUCGAUGUCUUCAAUGGUUGUGUUUCUCGUGGCUUUCCCUCCUCUGAAAAAUUGUUACCGUGAUGAUGUUAAAAGAUAGAACUGUGUGUGUGUAUAAUACUAAACUUGGCAGAUAAUUAGAUUGUUGUGAAACUAGGAGAGAAGACAGAAAACCGUGUGUGUCUGGCGCAAUGUGCUCGGGCUCUUGUAAAGUAUUUGUGAUAAUAAACUAGUUUCUGGACGUGUUGGACAUUUC